GCCCUUCACUUCAUGGCGCUCUUGCGGCCCCAGGCUCGCACUAGUCUUGACCUGCUUCCCGUGAGCCUCCGCUCCCCGCUCCCGCUGGGGCGUGCGCUCCCUACCCAGCAGCCCUCGGGCGGCUCAGAGCAGCGGACACCAGGACUCCAAGAUGGCGUCAGUCGUACCAGUGAAGGAGAAGAAACUCAUGGAUGUCAAACUAGGAGAGCUGCCAAGCUGGAUAUUGAUGCGGGAUUUUUCCCCAAAAGGCAUUGCUGGAGCCUUUCAAAGAGGCCCUGGAGGGACAGGAAAGCCAGAGAUGGACUGCUUGAGACUCACCCGGCUCUUUAUCCCUCGCCCUAUGGGACUGUCCAUCCUGCAACACCUUGAUCCUUGCAGAGCCAGGUGGGCAGGAGGCAGGGAGGGGCCUGCAUGGCUGAAGGCCAUGAGGCUGACUCGGCCGGUGUCAGUGGCCUUCAGCCGCUCCCUCUCUCAGCUGUCCCUCAGCCAGGGGAGCCAGAAGAAUGGGAACAGCCUUAGCUCAGACCCGAGCCAGCCCAGCCCGACAGCCACUCAGGAAGAAGAGGAAGAGGAGGAAAGCUUUGGGACCCUCUCCGACAAAUACUCCUCCCGGAGAAUAUUCCACAAAUCCACAGCCCAGUUGUAUAACCUGCGGCUCAAGGAACAGAGUGUUGAGGAAGAUGAGGAAAGAGAACUGGAGCCAAAACCACGGCAGGGCCAGAAAAACACCCCAUACUGGUACUUCUUGCAGUGCAAAUGCCUGAUCAAGGAAGGAAAGAUGAAAAAGCGGGACCUGGAGCCCUCAGAUGCCACAUACACGGCCCUGUUCAAUGUCUGUGCCGAAUCUCCCUGGAAGGACUCUGCUCUGCAGAAUGCACUGAAGCUCCGGCAGCAGCUUCAGGCCAAAAACAUCCAGCUCAACUUGAAAACAUACCACGCCCUACUGAAGAUGGCUGCCAGGUGCGCAGACCUCAGGAUGUGCCUCGACGUGUUCAAGGAAAUUGUUAACAAAGGACACAUGGUCACAGAGGAGACCUUCAGUUUCCUGCUCAUGGGCUGCAUCCAGGACAAGAAGACAGGCUUCCGAUAUGCUCUGCAGGUGUGGAGGCAGAUGCUGAGUCUGGGGCUCAAGCCAAGCCGGCACAUCUACAACUUGCUGUUGGGGGCAGCUCGUGACUGUGGCCUGGGGGACCCGGAGGUGGCCUCAGAGCUGCUCCUGAGGCCCAGGGAAGAGACAGCCCUGCUCCAGCCCCCGGGAGGCAGGCGGCGGGCAAGGGGAAGAGCCCAGGCUGAGGCAGGUGACAGCAUGUCAGCUAGGCUGCACGUGGAAGCCCUAGAGAGGCAGCUGCUUCUGGAACCUUCUCAAGUACUUGAGGGGCCUCCAGAGCCUCAAGAGGCCAGAUUGACCAGCAAGGCCCAGCCUGAGGUAGAAACCAAGGCAGAGCCUGACCACACAGUGGCCCUCAUCCCAGUGGCCCUGAAGCCACCUCCCUUGCAGCUGGAGGUCAAUCUCCUGACCCUCAAGACCAUCCCCCCAGCUGUGGUCUCCUUAGGGACAGUAACCACCCCCUCCGACAGGCUGGCCUUGAUGGGGGGCCUGGAGGGCUUCCUGGCCAAGAUGGCGGAGCACGGGCUCCAGCCCGACAUCAAAACCCUCACGCUGCUGGCUGAGGUGGUGGAGCCUGGGAGCCCCACGGAAGCCUUGCUGCUGACCCUCCUGGACACGCACCAGGUGGAGGCUGAUGUGACAUUCUUCAACACACUGAUGAGGAAGAAAAGCAAGCUGGGAGACCUGGAGGGGGCAAAGGCGCUGUUGCCAGUCCUGGCAAAGAGAGGAAUCGUCCCUAACCUACACACAUUCUGUAACCUGGCCAUCGGGUGCCACAGGCCAAAGGAUGGUCUGCAGCUACUUGCAGACAUGAAGAAAUCCCAUAUGACGCCCAACACCCACAUCUACAGCAGCCUCAUCAACGCAGCCCUCAAGAAGCUCAACUACACCUAUCUCAUCGACAUCCUGAAGGACAUGAAGCAGAACAGAGUCCCGGUGAAUGAAGUGGUCAUCCGCCAACUGGAAUUUGCGGCUGAGUACCCACCCACCUUUGACCGGUACAAAGUGAAAAACACCUACUUGGAGAAGAUCGAUGGUUUCCGAGCUUAUUAUAAGCAGUGGCUGAAAGUGAUGCCAGCAGAGGAAACCCCCCACCCCUGGCAGAAGUUCCAGACCAAGCCCAAGGGGGACCAGGACAUUCUCAAGGAAGCUGAUGUGGACAGAGGCCUUGGGGGCAGGUGACAGGGAGCAUAGCUGGAAUAAAGUACGUGGUUGUUUGUUACAGUGCUUUGUGGGAGCCCCAGGAGUGCCCUCCAUAUUAAAGACAAGUGAACAUGCUA
Molecule: messenger RNA, 2388 nt
Organism: Galeopterus variegatus (Sunda flying lemur)
Lineage: Eukaryota; Metazoa; Chordata; Mammalia; Dermoptera; Cynocephalidae
Product: pentatricopeptide repeat-containing protein 1, mitochondrial-like
Exons: 9
Coding region: 152-2290 (712 amino acids)
Biological process (GO): tRNA 3'-end processing
Cellular component (GO): mitochondrial matrix
Molecular function (GO): tRNA binding; protein binding
Source: RefSeq, a predicted model, not a curated record